This is a messenger RNA of Porites lobata, 2506 nucleotides long. NCBI's taxonomy places the organism in Eukaryota, Metazoa, Cnidaria, Anthozoa, Scleractinia, Poritidae. The record is from the annotation of a GenBank genome assembly.
CGUGUCUUCAGUUCAAAAUGGCGGACGAAGAGUAGCAUUUCUGACAAAAUUUCUUGCGAUCUUCGAUUCACAAACGGAAAGGUUUAACAACUAUAAGGACAAAUAUGCUUCAUUGUCUAUAAAAUGAGGAGUAUUUGCCAUGUCUCUUUUGAAGAAAGGAGGAUAUACAACCUAUGUUACAAGCCAAACAGAAAACGACUCCCGGUCAGCCGAAAUACAAAAUGUUCCCUCCUCAAGGGUUUAUAUAUUUGGGAAUGAUGGCGCCGAUGAAGUUGGCAUUGAAGACUCAGCCGUGGAAAUGACAGAGCUGAGACCGAGGAGUAAAAACAAGAAGUCGUACGCGUCGACGAAAUCGGUGGCUCAGCAAUAUAAAAAGACUGAAACUAUUGAUCGUGAUAUUUUGCCUAAUGAUUCCCUUCAGAGUUUAUCGUUACAGUAUGGUUGUACGGUAAGCUCACGUUUAUAUUACGUUAUUGAUUUAUAACACUUAUACUUUCUUUUAUACUUAUUUCAUCUCUCAGUCUACAAAAAUUAUAGAAAAAUGAUCGAAUGUCUUUAAUGACCAUUUGAUCUUUAAUUCUAUGUUUUUUGUAAUAAAUGUUAGACUACAAGUGCGUCACUCAUUUUCCUCAAAGAGAAUUCGCGAGUGCGGUUGAAAAUCGCCACAUGCGGAGGGGAGAAAAUGAGGUACUUAAGACAAAGUCCAAACUUUUGACCCUCCUCACAAACGAAAGAUUCUAGACAGUAAAUAUCUGAUCAAAAUGAAUGAUUAUCACUCUGGACUUUUCUUCGGGCAUGUCUUUGAAAAAUUCCUUUCUACUUUCUGUCAAAUCUAUAGAGGUAGUGCUCAAAAUAUUUUUUGGAUGGCGACAGUACACGAUGACCGGUCAAAGAAAUUUUUGCUUGGAAAAAUCUCGUUCCUAACUGGUCAAAAUAUUGGGAAAAAAGUUACUGUAACUACUUGCAAUCCUUGUCAGGGCUGUCAUUAAGUGGUGGGGGCUGGGGACUUCCCCCAGCUACUUUCAUAGGAAAAUAGAAGAAAAAUAGAACCAAAAGAAAUCCUUAGCUGUUUGAUUCCCUGCCUACUUGUAUUUACCUGGCAACAAAUCUUAGUGACAGCCCUGGCUGUGUUUUUUUCUUGUUGAGAGCGUGAUUGAUUUUUUUGACCCACGCUUCCACCUGGAUUUCCAAAACUGCUUGAGGCCCCCCUCCCCUCAGGAUUUCCAAGUUCAAAGACCCCCACCCACUCAUCCGGAUUUCCAUAAAAUUGUUAGAUGCUGUAAUUUUAAUUCACACUCAAUUAUGUAGAAGAAUUCUUCUAGGCACUUAGAUAAUCUUUUUAUUAAAUAAGUCUCAAUUUUCCGUGAAUUCUGUGUUUGUUGUGAAAGUUAAGAUUACAUUUUUACAUCUUCUUAAACAGGCUUACACUUUUUGCAAAUGAGCUCCCAUUUGAGUAAGCCUCCCUUUUUUUCUAGACCAGGCAAAAUAUACAGCAAUAUACCACAAUAAAGCCCAAAACUAACUAUGUACUCGAAUAAAAGGUUUUCCUCUUAGUGGAUGAAAAAUGACUGCGAAACAAAGAAAAAGGACACUUAGUGGGUUAUUGCAUAAUGCGCUAUACUACUAGUCACUGCACGUGCCUUUCAAAAAUGGCUGCGGGACAAUCACAAACAACCACACUUACUUGUAUGACAGGUUUGGCAGUAAAUCAUCCUGAAAUAGCUUUGACCUUGGAAAAAUGUAGAAAUCAUUGUUUGCUUUACUUGAAUCGAGCACUUUUUUAUGAACUAUGCGAUUUUUCUCGAUAUCUUCAAGUUAUCGCCUGUUGCUUCUACAUUUAAGUAAUGAAGGCGAGCCUAUGGAUGAAAGCUUUAAAAAAAAAUGUGGUAAGAAGUCUGUAGUUUGAAAGAAUGAUAAAAUUUGAAAACAUAAAGCAGUUUUUUCAAAACUUAUCAACUUCUAACUUAUUUUUUUCUGACAGGUAGCAGAAUUAAAGAGAACAAAUAACUUGUACAGUGAUCAAGACUUCUACGCAUUAAAGACUAUCAAAAUCCCAGUUCAACAACAUGGUUUGUUGACAGAAACUGCCGAUAAGAAGCGAAGGCCUCCACCUUUAAUAUUACCUGACAAAAGGCCAUCUUCAUCAGCAGAUAUUGAUAGUGAUGAUGAUAAGUCAGAUUAUGAUGAACCUAGUGCAGAUUUUGUCAGAACUGUCAGUAUUCGCUCGGCACUUGACUCCCCAAACAGCUUUUUACAACACAUGGACAAUGACCUCAAAAUGAUUUGCAAAUCCAUACCCUUGCGGAAGCAGAAUCUUGAUGAGGUUGCAAGGACGUUGACGGUUAAUUGCAUAAAUCCUAUAAAACUUAGAAAACAACAACAGGAGAAAGGCCUUGGAACUGCUUGUGGUGUUGGAUGGAAGGGAAUUAUAGUUGUUGUAUUUUUUGUUGGCAUAUUGCUGCCAGGACUAGUAGCUUUUUUAUACCUUAGAAAGAAAGACAGCUAA